This is a messenger RNA of Hibiscus syriacus, 477 nucleotides long. RefSeq names its product shaggy-related protein kinase eta-like. The record is from RefSeq and is a predicted model, not a curated record. The transcript has 6 exons. Gene Ontology annotation, cellular component: cytoplasm. Gene Ontology annotation, molecular function: protein serine/threonine kinase activity; ATP binding. Lineage: Eukaryota; Viridiplantae; Streptophyta; Magnoliopsida; Malvales; Malvaceae. Gene Ontology annotation, biological process: signal transduction; protein phosphorylation. Bases 1 to 477 code for a protein of 158 amino acids.
AUGAGGGAGGAAGCAAAGCAGCUGCUAACAGUGGCGGUUGAUCCUUUGACACACCAGGUUAAGAUUUGUGAUUUUGGAAGUGCAAAAGUGCUUGUCAAAGGAGAAGCUAACAUUUCAUACAUAUGUUCACGAUUCUAUCGGGCACCAGAACUUAUGUUUGGUGCCACGGAAUACACAACCUCAAUUGAUAUCUGGUCGGCUGGUUGUGUUCUUGCUGAACUUUUGCUGGGCCAGCCAUUGUUUCCUGGGGAGAAUGCUGUGGACCAGCAUGUAGAGAUUAUCAAGGUCCUAGGUACACCCACUACGGAAGAAAUUCGCUGCAUGAAUCCCAAUUACACAGAUUUCAGGUUUCCACAGAUUAAAGCGCACCCAUGGCAUAAGGUUUUUCACAAAAGGAUGCCUCCGGAAGCAAUUGGUCUUGCUUCAAGACUCCUGCAAUACUCACCAAGUCUUCGUUGUACAGCUGUAAGUUGCUAG